Molecule: messenger RNA, 2388 nt
Organism: Bursaphelenchus okinawaensis
Lineage: Eukaryota; Metazoa; Nematoda; Chromadorea; Rhabditida; Aphelenchoididae
Source: the annotation of a GenBank genome assembly
AUGAUCAUCUUGUGGUUAUUAUUGCUAUUUAACAUACCUAUAAAUAUAGUGUUGAGUCAGACAGAACGGGUAAGAUGUGAAUACAUCAGUGAACCUGCCAAUUUCACUGGAAGGAUAGUCGCCAGAGGGACAAGACAGUUUAUAACUACAAAUCAGACUAGAAGUAAGUUAUUUUUAGAAGGUAUAAAGCGGAAGAUGUUUUAUUUUUAACCUUAAAAUUAUAAGCUUAAGAUUACAUUUCUAAGCCUAAAAUCUCCCAUUCAAACCUAAAUUUUAGUAUCACCUCGAGUAAAACGCUGUUUCCCACCAUUCGUCGCUGCACCAGUAGCUCCUGCUGCUGCUUCAUCAUACCCAGCCUAUGCACCAGCAUACGCUUCAUCUUACCUUGCCUACGCGCCAGCCCCAUCUUACCCAGCAUAUUCUCCAUCCUACUCUCCAUCCUAUUCUCAGUCAUACUCUUCUUAUUCACCAUCUUCAUCUGGCAACUCAUUCCCGGCUUCUUCACCAGCUGUGAAUAUACAACCAUCUUUUGCUCAACAACAACAACAGUUCGCACCUCAAGCAGAAUUUGUACCACCACCUCAGGUGCAACAGUUUGUUCCACCACCCCCAGCUCCACAAUUCGUUCCACCACCCCCUCCUCCCCCGCCGCCACCGGCUUUUGCUCCACCACCCCCUCCACCUCCACCGCCUCCUCCACCACCGCCCCCGCCACCACCACCAUCAGCGGCUGCGCCAGCAGCUGCAGCCCCAGAAGCUCCAGCACCAUCAUUCCCCGCUGAAGCCCCAGCAGCCCCAGCCCCGGAAACUCCAGCCCCAGCCGAAUCACCAGCCCAAACCUUCCCACCAGCCGCUCCAGCCCCGUCCGCUCCGCCCCAAUCCUGCGCCGAUGCCAUUUGGAAUCAAGAACUGGAAAAACGGUUUCCCUUGAGCAGUUGCUACGCCAACGAUGAGAUGUUAAUGUGCUGUAACGAUGAGCUGGAGAAAGUCAUGGAUGAUAACUAUAAUCAACUGAAAGAUGAUCUACAAGAAGACUUUAGCACCUGUAAUACAAACAAAAUGGCAAACUACCUAGCGAAUAAGGUGGAAGAACACUUUGGACAUCCGUACGAAGCAAUCGUUGGGAAUGGGGAUUACAUCAGCAAGUCACACUUUCAUGAAGACAAAUAUUGUCGGAUUGAAAGGGAUGGAAAGUAAGUAGUUUACAUUUUUUAGGACAGAAAAAAGAAAAAAAUUUGAUUUUAAGAGGAAGGGGUGAGGGAAAGGUGAGGGGAUUAGAGGUGGAUUUCUCGCGGGAACACGGUGAUGGGUAUGGGAAGGGUUUUUCAAAACACCAGUCGGUUGAGGAGGCAAAAAAUUAAAAAAAGUUGAAUAUAGGUAAGCUAAGUGUGCCAAUUUUCUUCGUCUUCUUCUUUAAAACAAAGCUGGCGAAGGGAGAGUAGUAAACCCGUCUGACCUUGGAUCACAUCUUAUAUUGACAUGAUGUUUCUAUAUAAAAAGUUUGAAUUCAAUCAGAGCGGGGCAGGUCGGGCACUUUACUUGUAAGCCUGAAGCUUAAUUUUUUUAACAUUAAAUUUUAGGCACAUCUAUUACUUGCUAAAUCAAAAUCUUGUAGUGUACUAGCUUAAACAUUACCCGAAAUCCUAAAAUAACAAACUUUUUAGAAUUUUAGUAUAAUAUUGUUUUAGGUUCAUCACCCUCUACGCGACACCUCAUGAAAGCUCGCCGGGCGGAAUUGGAAAGUAUGGUUUUAAUGAAAAUGCUGGGGUCAACAACAAUGACGGAGAUGAAGGUGAUAAUAACAAUGGCAAUAAUGGGGGUGGCUUUGGGAACGGUAAUGGAGGAAACGGCGGAGGUGGUAAUGGCUUUGGUGCUAAUGGUAGAGGUGGUAAUGGUUUUGGUAAUAUUGGUGGUGGUAGUUUUGGUACUAACGGUGCAGGUGGUUUUGGAACUAAUGGUGGUGGUUCUGGAGGAGCUGGAGGGUCUGGAGGAGGCCGAGGUUACGGUAGUUCUGGUGGCCAAGGCGGUGGUAGCUAUGGUAGUCAAGGAGGCUCUUCUGACACUGGUUACGGUGGUUCAGAUGGAGCAGACUACGAUAAUCAAGGGCCUUCAGACGCCGGUUACGGUACACAAACCUCCUCUCCCGGGCGAGACUACGGUAACCAAGGGUCUUCAGAUGCAGGUUACGGUGGACAAAGUUCGUCAGAUUACAAUAGCAAACCAAGCUCGGGAGGCUACGGUGGUGAUGGAUUUAGUGGCGAUGCAAAUGUACCAGAAAGCCAUGAUGUACCAUUCACAUGGGUACCACGAAAAGGUCACAUCCAUCGAAGACGUCGCUUCAGAAUCAGAAGACGUCGAAUCCGAAAUAAACAUUUUAGACACAUUUAA